Messenger RNA from Phoenix dactylifera (date palm), 1730 nucleotides. Its product is annotated as Ribosomal protein L31. The record is from RefSeq and is a predicted model, not a curated record. Gene Ontology annotation, cellular component: ribosome. Gene Ontology annotation, biological process: translation. Gene Ontology annotation, molecular function: structural constituent of ribosome. NCBI's taxonomy places the organism in Eukaryota, Viridiplantae, Streptophyta, Magnoliopsida, Arecales, Arecaceae.
AGGUCGAAGAUCCAGUGCCGGCCCGACCCUCGAUGCCUUGGAGACGAGGCGAUAAGCCCCGUAAGCGAAAGGAAAGGACGAGCUAGAAGCAGAGGAGAGGAAGCCCGACAGCAAAAGAAAAUGGCGCUAAGCCUCAAAACCCCCUUCCUUCCCGCGAUGAGGAGGCCCACCUCCACCUCCAAACUCCCUCAACGCCUCGAGGUGGGGAGGUUUUCGUGCCGGAAGAAGGGAGUGCACCCGGAGUUCUACGAGGACGCGCGGGUGUACUGCAACGGCGAGCUGGUGAUGACCACCGGCGGGACCCAGCCGGAGUACACGGUGGACGUGUGGUCCGGGAACCACCCCUUCUACCUAGGGAAUCGCUCUGCGCUCCUCAUGGAAGACGACCAGGUCGAGAAGUUCCGAAAGAAGUACGGCCAGCUCUCCUCUCUCAUGGAAAUCCCCGUCCUCAAGGGCGAGAUCCUCCUCCCACCCAAGAAGAAAUCCGCCUCCGGCAAGGGCAAGGGCAAAAAAUAAAACAACGCACAGGAUUGGCUUGUUUAAGGUUAGAGUCAAGCACAUGGUGUUGUUAGUGGUCCUUGGAUAAUUGGUUAGUGAUAUGAAUGAAAACUACUUACUAUGAACUGUGUCUAAACACAGUCUGUGGCAGUCAUAAUGGCUCUUCUUCAAGAAUUAUUGCAGGAUUCUUGCAAUUAUAAUCUUAGAGUUGCUCCUUUGAACUAUCAGAUUGUCGACAUACCCCUGAUGGAAUCUCACAGAUAAUUCAGAGUUGGAAGUUGUCCAAGAUCUUGUUAGCUGGAAAAGGGAGCUUAUCUUAUCAGGUAUCGUUGGUUCUUGGUCUUAAGUUUUAUACUACCCAAAGCCACUCUCGCUAAAUUGUUGUUGUUACAGCUGUGUGAAAGUUUGAUCGAUGAUAUAACAACAUUAGGUUCUGAACCGUACCUUAGUCAUGAAGUUGGUAGAUUUACUGGUGGUUGGCUCCAAAGCAGAUGGAUGUUGGAUUGUGUGGGCUAGCGUGCUGCUGUUUUUCACUGUUUUAUUGUGGGUGUGCAGUGCCUGCUCCCACCUGAAAAGUGCUAAAACUAUUGUUGGAGUCCAGGAGUCCUGUGAAAGGAUUGGAGAGUAAAUCCUAAGCAAUAGGCUUAGAAGGACUAUUCUAUUCAUCAAAAUCUGUUAUGGUGUUUGCGGUGCAGGAUUUGUGUGCUGUGUUGGAGUUUAGAAAAUUUAGUAAGAGGGCAUAUUCAAAGAAUCUGACACGAUUUCAGUUUGUGGGAUAAUGAACUUGAGGUUUCAGCUGCCUGCUGAGAAAAGUAAAGGGAAAGUUACAUAAUGAACUUGAGAAAUCUUGUAAAGGGGGGAGGAAAGGAGAAAAAUGAAGGGUCAAUAUUUUCUUUAAAGCCAUAAUUUUUCUUUCCGGGCUUUUAUGCAGCAACUUUGAUGAACAUUAAAGAAGAAAUGCUGGUGUUUCAGUCUAUUUCACCCAUUUCUCAACUAAUGUGUCUGGAUGGCUACCAGAUAAGGGAAAUUCGUCAUUCAUUUCCUCAGUAAUCACACAGCUAAAGGCAUGGCGCAACUGUAGGUUCUGUGAGAUUGUGUUUGGACUUGCUUUUAGGCUGUCUGGGUCGAACACAAUCAAAGACAAAUUAGAAACUCUGAUAUCCUGUCUAGAAGACCCACUUUGAAAUCUUGAAUAAGGACCAUUUAAGCCAAUGUCAAGCUGGUUUUGAUCC